AUUAAGUCGCCCAUGUUGCAUCGUGCGCGACCAACGGCAGCCGGUCUCGUCAUCCGCUAUCCAUCUGAUGGUGAACAAGCUCAACUACAACUCAGCAUAUUUGUGCCAGAGCUCUGAAACAAGAGAAAGCGGAGUUUGAUGCGAUAUGGAAGCUCAGUCUGUCAGUUCUAGUACCACGAAAUGGCAGCUGUAAGCAGUAGCAACUCCAUGAGCGCACGCGAUCAAGAGGAAGCCUCUUCGUCCUCAUCGUCCCAAUUCGCCGCGAAUGCGCCUACGCCCGCCCAUCACACUGACGACUCGGACAACCCGGAUUUCUUCGGUACUAACGAUGGCGACGGGGAAGAUGAUGUCUUGGUCCAUGACCCCUUGAGCGAAGACCUUGGCAAGCCGAUGAGCUUCAAACGCAAGCAGAAACAGGCUGCUUUCUCGCAUCCGGGAAGGCUGCUGUCAACCUUGACGGGUAAUCGACUGGGGGUACAUUUACCGCGGCCAUCUCCCAAACAGCGGUCUCCGAAUAUGUCGGGCCCGAACACGCCGACACGAUUGAAUACGGGGAGAAGUGAAGGAAGUGCACAUGCCUCGAGUGGAUCAAAGGAUGGGCUGCCUCUCGAUUGGUAUGUUGAAGGACCCGGCCGACGAGUGGGCUACGAGGACUUGACCGCCAUCGAUUGGAUCUUCGAAUAUACCAAAGAGCGACAGCGAUUGCGAGUGUUGUACUCGAGCGCGUCGGGAAUACUGGGGUAUGUGCAGCAAUUGCUAGAUGCAAGCCAGAUCUGGGUCAUCCUCGUGCUCACGGGCAUCGCGGUUGGAGCCCUAGCCGCGGCAAUUGAUGUCGCUUCGGAUUGGCUUGGAGACCUAAAGACGGGCUACUGCUCCUCUGGCCCUGAUGGAGGUGCAUUCUACUUGAACAAAGCAUUCUGCUGUCUGGGAUAUGACCAGGGCGCCAAGUGCAUGGGCUGGAAGCCGUGGGCUGCGGCUUUACACAUUUCAUCGGCGGGUGGGAAGUGGUUCAUCGAGUAUUUCUUCUUUAUGUUGCUCUCGGUCACUUUUGCAAUUUCUGCUGCGAUCUUGGUCAAGGACUACGCUAUUUAUGCCAAGCAUAGUGGUAUACCCGAGAUCAAGACGGUGCUGGGUGGGUUCAUCAUAAAGAAAUAUUUCUGCGCUUGGACAUUGACCAUCAAGUCAUUGGGUCUGGUUCUUGCCGUUGCAUCUGGCAUGUGGCUGGGCAAAGAAGGACCCUUGGUUCAUGUGGCAUGUUGUUGUGCCAAUAUCUUCAUCAAACUGUUUCCCAAUAUCAACGGUAAUGAAGCUCGGAAGCGCGAAGUCCUUUCGGCCGCCGCAGCAUCGGGUAUCUCGGUAGCAUUUGGCUCGCCCAUCGGCGGCGUGCUGUUUUCGCUUGAGCAGCUCUCCUACUACUUUCCCGACAAGACCAUGUGGCAGUCAUUCGUCUGUGCCAUGACGGCCGCUGUCGUACUUCAGGCAUUCGACCCGUUCCGUUCUGGCAAGCUCGUUUUGUACCAGGUUAAGUACACAAGCACCUGGCAUGGUUUCGAAAUUGCGCCUUUCGCCUUUCUGGGCAUUAUGGGCGGCAUCUACGGCGGCUUUUUCAUCAAGGCCAACAUGCGAUUUGCCCAAUGGAAAAAGUCGACCAACUGGCCAUCAAUAGGGCCCCUGACGCAAGUCGUUCUUGUGGCCCUCUUGUCCGCCUUGAUAAACUACCCAAACCUUUACAUGCGAGCCCAGUCCUCGGAACUCGUGUCCUCCCUUUUCUCUCAGUGCUCACAGGUUCUCGAUGACCAAUUCGGCCUCUGCAAAACUGGUGCGGCGUCAGCAGGGACCAUCGUGCUACUCCUCUUCGCGGCCGUGCUGGGCUUUGUCCUAGCCGCCAUAACCUUCGGGCUCCAAAUUCCCGCCGGUAUCAUCCUCCCUUCCAUGGCGAUCGGCGCCCUCACCGGUCGCGCAGUGGGAAUCAUCAUGGAAAUCUGGCAACACAACCACCCAGGCUUCCUGCCCUUCAACUCCUGCGAGCCUGACAUCCCCUGCAUCACGCCGGGCGUGUACGCCAUCAUCGGCGCGGCGGCGACGCUGGCGGGUGUGACCCGCCUCACCGUCUCGAUCGUCGUCAUUACCUUCGAGCUGACGGGCGCCCUGACCUACGUCCUCCCCAUCAUGGUGGCCGUCAUGAUUUCAAAAUGGGUCGGCGACGCCUUCUCCCGCCGCGGCAUCUACGAGUCUUGGAUCCACCUCAACGCGUACCCAUUCCUCGAUAGCGGUGACGACGGCGCGGGCGCCCAGGCCGUGCCCGAUAUCCCCGCGGGCCAGAUCAUGACGCGCAUCGAGGACUUGGUUGUCCUGACCGCUACGGGUCACACAAUCAAGAGUCUGAAACAUAUAUUAGACGAGUGCGACUACCGCGGGUUUCCUGUCGUUUCCGAUACUCGUGAUGCGGUGCUCCUGGGGUACAUUUCCAGAAAUGAACUGGCAUUUAACCUCGAUAGUGCCGCGCAGCACAUGCCCCCUGAAACAGAGACGUUUUUCAGCCAUCAGCCUCUUGCGGAUCCGAGGACGACGCUGGAUCUCAGGCCGUGGAUGGAUCAGACGCCUCUUACACUGCCGAGUCGGGGUAGUUUCCAUUUAGCUGUGUCGUAUUUCCAGAAGCUGGGGGUCAGGUAUGUACUAUUUGUGGAUCGUGGGAGUCUGCAGGGGUUAUUGACGAAGAAGGAUUGUUGGUAUUUGCUUAAUGGGGCAGGGGAGACGAGGAGGUCCCAGGGGGGACGAGAUGAGGGUGCGGGUGCGGGUGCGGGUGCGAUAGGGAGGAUGAGGGAACCUGGGGAACGAGUUGAGGAGUCGGUUUUGUUAGGACGGGAAAGUGGGGAAGAAGAAGAAGAAGAAGAAGAGGCGGGGGGUAGGAUGGGCACAGGUGAUGUUGAAGAUGGGGAUGUAAGUCCUAGGGGAGGAAGGAGUACUGGCAUACUAUAGAAAUGGAUACGGAAAGAUACGGCAAGGAUAUUGGUAGACAUUAUAGAAAGGAAUUGUGUGUUUGAGGUCUUAAUGGGGCUGUUUCCAUAUCGAAGCGAAGUCCUA
Messenger RNA from Pseudomassariella vexata, 3084 nucleotides. Its product is annotated as putative voltage-gated chloride channel. Bases 181 to 2979 code for a protein of 932 amino acids. Gene Ontology annotation, biological process: transmembrane transport; chloride transport. NCBI's taxonomy places the organism in Eukaryota, Fungi, Ascomycota, Sordariomycetes, Amphisphaeriales, Pseudomassariaceae. Gene Ontology annotation, molecular function: voltage-gated chloride channel activity. Gene Ontology annotation, cellular component: early endosome; membrane; Golgi apparatus. The transcript is spliced from 2 exons. The record is from RefSeq and is a predicted model, not a curated record.